UUUUUUCGCUUAAUAUAUAUUUUUUAAUUAAAAUUUUUUUUCUUAAUUUUAAAAAAAAUUUUUUAGUUAUUAAACUAACCCGAAAAAAAAAUAAAUUUUUUUUAUUUUCCCCUUCAAAAAUAGAUGCCAACUCAAUAAUAGUCAUGAAAGGAAAUUCUGAUAACGUUCGUUUGCCGCGUGUGUCAAAUAAAUGCAAAAACUUUACCCCUCCAUAUCCUAUUUGUCUAACAACUCACUGUGGCCAAGACUUUCUAUGCUUCUUUACAAAAAAAUUUGCAUUCAGUAAUCAUUUUUUGACUCCAAAACCAAUAGAAAUUGACGGAGUCGAAUAUUGUUGCUCCGAACAGUUUUACAUGUAUAUGAAAGCAAUGUAUUUUGAUUAUCAUUCACUUGCCAAAGAAAUAAUGUUAACCAAUGACCCAUCAACUAUCAAAAGACUUGGAAAUGCGGAUACAAUGAGGCAACGACAAGCAAAUGGAGCAGAAUUAAAAUGUAGAGAUUUUGACCAUGAUAAAUGGAGAAAAGUUAAAAGAAAUGUGAUGCUUACAGGAUUACGUGCAAAAUUUGAACAAAAUGUGCAAUUAUUUAAUAUGCUUAUUGAAACUGAAGAGGCUUUACUUAUUGAAGCGAGUCAAACAGAUACGUUUUGGGGUAUAUAUUUUUUUUAUUUCUUUUUUUUUUAUUUUGUGGAAUUUUUUAGGGGUUUUAAGCAUAAUCCCCUCUUUUUCCUAUUUCUUGACUUUUUUUGCCUAGGUUUCUUACUGGUUAGAAAUUUUUUAUAUUUUUGGUGUAGUGGGUUAUGUUUGUGUUUCGUUAUAGAAAGGUCGAAGGUUCAAUUCCAUCUUGUGGCGAAUUUUUUUGGCUUGUUUAGGGAUUAAUUUUUGGUACAUAUUCCACGAAGAUAGUUAUUUCCCCUUACAUUAAUGAUAGAUUCGGCUUUUCCUGGGGAAGUAAAAUUAGGGGAAAAGAGAAAAAAUAGAAAAGUUGAACCAAAAAAUUUUUUUAAUUUUUUCCUAUUAAAAAGGAAUUGGUUGUAGUCUGCAUGGUGAAGAAAUAAAAAGCAUAGAUAAUUGGAAAGGUUCAAAUCAAAUGGGAAAUUUAUUGAUGAAAUUACGCACAGAAUUUCAAUAUAGAUGUAGAGCAAAUGAAUUUGUACUUAAAAAGGAAGAAUAUGAAGAUGACUGUUUUUAAAAUUUUUUACAGAAGCAAUGAGAGAGAGAAGGUUUUUUUGACAUUUUUUUGCAUUUUUUGCACACAAAAAGCCUGUAAAUUUUUUUACAAAUUUUUGAUAAUACUAUCGCAUUAUCUC
Messenger RNA from Meloidogyne enterolobii, 1309 nucleotides. NCBI's taxonomy places the organism in Eukaryota, Metazoa, Nematoda, Chromadorea, Rhabditida, Meloidogynidae. The record is from the annotation of a GenBank genome assembly.